GGUGGUCUGUCCGAACGACAAGAUCGUGCGAUUAUAUAGAUAACUUUUAGCAUUAGUAAUCCUUGAUAAUUUCAGUUAAUAACUACAGCUAUCAUUACAAAGGAAUACUUUAAUCAAUAUACAAUAUCAAUAUAUAAGAAAAAAAUAUUGUUGCAGAUCUCUAAAAUGAAAACUGGGAUGGCAUUCCUAAUACUAUUAUUAAGCAGGGGGCUAAUAUUUAUCAGCGCAACAGCUUUUGUCAUCGACGACAUUGAGACUUCGGAAACGAUCUCCAACUUUAACAAUUACCGUAUAUCGGAUUAUACAAUACCGGAGCGCGUUGUCUCCAACAAUGACACUAAUUACCGUUUAUCAAAGCACAUAAUACCGGAGCACUAUUUUAUCAAGAUAGAUUUAUCAAAUAUGAGUCAUAUCAUACAUUACGAAACAAUUUUUUUUUCCGGCAAAAUCAGUAUCGAUUUCAGGAUUGUUCAUCCAACAAAAACUAUAGAUUUCCAUGUACAAAGACCUUAUAUAAAAAUUCGUGAUUACAUAUUUUUUCGACGAUCUAAUAUCAGCGAGCAUGUAACGACUGAUCUUGUGGAAAAGUCAUACAAUCCUUCGUCACAUAUUUUCGUUCUUUACUUCGCCGAAGAACUAUCACGAGGAAAUUACACACUGAAAAUGGAGUUUGACCAUAAUGCAGAUGACGAGACAAAAAACUUUUUCCAAAUGUUCUAUUUAAACGAAAUAGGAGAGAAAAAGUGGAUGGUUGCAACACGUUUCCGGGGAAUUGGUGCUCGACAGUUAUUUCCAUGUUGGGAUGAACCGGAAUUUACGGCUACUUUUCGCAUUGCAGUUAAACAUCAUUCAAAUUAUACGGUUUUAUCGAAUACCCCGAUAUCUGAGGUGCAUCCGAUUGCAACUACAGUAGUGUGGAGAAUGUUCGAUGUUACUCCUGCAAUACCUACUCAUCUUGUGGCAUUUACAGUGUUCGAUCCGAUCUCCGUUUACUCUUUUUCAAACAACAUAUUGUCGCCAUCUCAUUUAAUAUUUGCACAGCAAUUUUAUAAAUUAUUUAUGAAUUAUACCACAAAUUAUUUACAACCCAACUGGAAUAUCUUGAAAAAUGUUGAACAAUAUCUUGGACAAGUGCAUCAUAUUGCAAUUCCAAAUUUCCCAAACAACGCUAUGGCAAACUGGAGACUUAAUUUUUAUAGAGAAGCUGAUAUUAUCUAUGAAGAAGGAAAAGAUCCUGUUAUGCGCAAAAUAGUAGCAGCACGUUUAAUAGCAUGCGAAAUGAUGCAACAGUUGUUUGGUAAUCUUGUCAGCCCAUCCUGGUGGUCUUAUCUUUGGUUGAACGAUGGUAUUGCUAUGUUGUUCGGAAUAGAAGUUCUCAAUGAGAUUCUCCCAGAUUCCCGGAUAAUGGAUUUGUUUGCAGUCCAAAAUCGAUAUGAAUCUCUUCAUUUGGACUCCGGUUUUAUGAAGCCUCUCACAUCGAAGGUCGAUAGCCCCUCUGAAAUUAAUUCACUUUUCUCUCAUCCCCGUUACAUCAAAGCAUUUGCAGUAUUGCGCAUGUUACAACACGUACUUUCCGAUGACGUGUUUCGACAGGGUAUCUCAUUAUACUUUAGCACCUAUAAAUAUAAAUCUGCAAGUCUCGACAAUUUCUGGACAGCUAUGGAAGCUGCCCAAGAUGAAUCGUCAAUCCAAGAAGAUAGCAAAUUUAAUAUAUCACGAAUGAUGAAUGCUUGGACGACGCAACCGCAUUAUCCCAUACUAAAAAUAAAAGAAUAUCAUCAUAAUACCAGUAACAUGAUAGUAUUGUUCGAAAAUGUCCAUGUAUCGUAUCUGAAUGAUUGGUGGAUACCUUUAACCUUUAUUACUAUUGAUGAUUUUAUAUCGAAUUAUAAUAAUUGUAAGAUCUUUGAUAAUGUAUGGCUACAAACUGCGCCAAUGCAGGUUCCAUAUCGUGAAAUUAUUUUAAAGAACAAUAAAACUGGACUGGAUGCUAGUCAACCUAACUGGAUGUUAGUCAACUUACAACAAACUGGAUAUUAUCGUGUCAAUUAUGAUGUCCCUAUUUGGCAUAAGAUAAUCGAUUUUAUGCAUUCUGAAGACGUAAAAAUUAAAAAAUUGCCUGUUUUAACUCGUGCCCAAUUAAUCGAUGAUGCGUUUCACCUUAUGAUAGCGGGCCAACUCGAUUCCGUAAUAUUCUGGCAAUUGUCAAAAUUCCUAAUGAAAGAGAAAGAUUACAUAGUAUGGUAUCCCAUGUUCAAAGCUUUUGAAUAUAUGUCAAGUAUCUUGCCACUUCCAAAAGUUCAAGAAAUCAAGAAAAAUACACAGAUUAUAUUCCGUACACUUUUUACGAGCAUAGAUUUUGACGAAUAUCCUAAUAAUGACGAUCUUACUAAAUGUUUGAAGCAAGAGGCCGCAAAAUGGGCAUGUAUUUUUGAUUUGGAAGAAUGCAUAAAAGCCUCCAAUUAUAAUUUGAUGAGGCACAUCGAAAAUCCUUUAGAAUACAAAAUUUUGCCGUGGUGGAAGGAAUGGACAUAUUGUCACGGUAUGGGUGCGAGUUACGAAAUGUGGACAAAAGUAUUACAGUUUUGGCAAAAGACAUCUGAUCCAAAGGAAUCUAGUAAAAUUUUAAAAUUCUUGGUUUGCACUAAAAAUAAAAAGGCGAUCAAAUCGAUGUUAACUAAGGAAAAAAAUAUCUUUUCAAAUUUACAAGUUAAAGACCAUAUUAAGAUUUUUUCUUUAACUGUUGCAAAGCAUGUAAAAAAGAAUAAAGUGCUUGACUAUGUAUUAUCUAAUUUUAAAGAAGUGAAACCCAGAGAGAUCAGUACAGUUGCAGCAUUAAUUAAUAUUAUUAAUCAUGUCUACUCUAAGGCACAACUUGAAAAG
Molecule: messenger RNA, 2883 nt
Organism: Formica exsecta
Lineage: Eukaryota; Metazoa; Arthropoda; Insecta; Hymenoptera; Formicidae
Product: aminopeptidase N-like
Exons: 11
Biological process (GO): proteolysis; peptide catabolic process
Cellular component (GO): cytoplasm
Molecular function (GO): metalloaminopeptidase activity; zinc ion binding; peptide binding
Source: RefSeq, a predicted model, not a curated record